CUGAUCUGACCUCAGUCAUGAUAUUUUUGUCCACAGCAAGUGCACACACCUUCACCAACAGCAGAACGAGCUACAGCAAUCAGACGGAUUCCCGUCAAGAGAGAACAGAAGAACGGGCAGAUGGUGGUUUCUCUAUGUUCAUCCAGCUGAUGCCCAUCGUGGUCCUGAUUUUAGUGUCAAUACUGAGCCAGAUGAUGGUGUCCCCUCCACCCUUCAGCCUCUACUCUAGACCGUCCACGGGUCAGACAAUCAAACGGCAGACAGAGAACCUGCAUGUGGAUUACUACGUCGCUAGAGAUUUCAAGUCAGAGUUUAGGGGCUCAGCGCUGCACCAGAUUGAGAAAAAUGUGGAGGAGGAUUAUGUAUCUAACGUCAGAAAUAACUGUUGGAAGGAGAGACAGACAAAAACAGACCUGCUGUAUGCUGCGAAGGUGUACAGGGACGACCGGAUGCGCAAGAAGGCAGAACUUAUGACCAUGGAUAACUGCAGGGAGCUGGACAGACUAAAUAACUUAUUCAGAGGAGGAUGAGUUUGUGACUUUUAGAUGAUGUAAAUGUAUAUGAAUAGAUGUUUAUGUUCAUGUUUUUCUAAGGAAGAGUCUUUACACUAGGAGCAACAACGUACUGAAAUAAUUUAGCUCUAAUGUUGAAGUUUUGAAAUGUCCCUCUCCUCAUAUCCCUACACCAACUUCCUCAUUCCAGCCUGACCCCAGGAAACGCCUUUAAACGCAUCUUAUUGAACCAAUCCACACUUCUACUGCAGUAGAACGCCCCAGACCUUCGUUGUUGUUGUUUUUUUACUCUGUUUUUCUUGCAUUUUCCUGGAAACAAGGUGGACAAGGACACUUGAUUGUAACGGCAUGUGCUUUGAGUAGAGAGAACCCAAACAAACCACUGUCAUAAAAUCAACUAACGGCUUUCGACAUCAUCUGCUUGACGUAAAUAUAAGAUGAGAGACUUUAUGGCUUCAUUUAGGGGUGCGGUCCACCAGGCAUUUUGUGAAGAACACAGGAACAAAAGAAGAAAUAAAGAAAACACAACGCUUCUUCUAGCUUCCUACUCACCUCCGAUUGCGGAUGAAGAUCAGUGGAUCAUGAAGAGAUACCUGUGAUUUUGCUACUAUAGAAUAUUUUAUGUCUUCAUCCUCAAAAUGUGUAGUUGGUUGGGACUAAUCACAGAAGGACAUUGAAACUGUUAUUCAUAAAUGGUUGUACAUUUUCAUUUUUGAAUGUUUGAAGUUUAUGCAGUUAUUUAAGAAACUAUGGAAGAAACAAAGAUUUUCUUCAUUGCUCGCCUAAUCAUUUAAAUAAAGUAAAAUUAUUACCAUA
This is a messenger RNA of Notothenia coriiceps (black rockcod), 1328 nucleotides long. RefSeq names its product dnaJ homolog subfamily B member 14-like. The transcript has 4 exons. The record is from RefSeq and is a predicted model, not a curated record. The coding region runs from base 18 to 530 and encodes 170 amino acids. Gene Ontology annotation, biological process: cellular response to misfolded protein. NCBI's taxonomy places the organism in Eukaryota, Metazoa, Chordata, Actinopteri, Perciformes, Nototheniidae. Gene Ontology annotation, molecular function: Hsp70 protein binding. Gene Ontology annotation, cellular component: endoplasmic reticulum membrane.